Messenger RNA from Kluyveromyces lactis, 1362 nucleotides. RefSeq names its product initiation-specific alpha-1,6-mannosyltransferase (gene OCH1). NCBI's taxonomy places the organism in Eukaryota, Fungi, Ascomycota, Saccharomycetes, Saccharomycetales, Saccharomycetaceae. Gene Ontology annotation, biological process: protein N-linked glycosylation. Gene Ontology annotation, molecular function: alpha-1,6-mannosyltransferase activity. Bases 1 to 1362 code for a protein of 453 amino acids. The transcript has a single exon. The record is from RefSeq and is a predicted model, not a curated record. Gene Ontology annotation, cellular component: mannan polymerase complex.
AUGGGGUUACCAAAGAUUUCAAGAAGAACGAGGUACAUUAUUGUCAUUGUGCUGAUACUGUACUUAUUGUUUUCUGUGCAAUGGAAUACUGCGAAAGUGAAUCACCAUUUCUAUAACAGCAUUGGCACGGUGCUUCCCAGUACAGCUCGCGUGGAUCACUUGAACUUGAAAAACUUGGACUUAGCAGGUACGAGCAAUAACGGUGAUCAUUUGAUGGAUCUACGAGUUCAAUUGGCUAGUCAAUUCCCCUACGAUUCUCGAGUACCCAUCCCCAAAAAGGUAUGGCAGACCUGGAAGAUUGAUCCCAGUUCAAAGUCACAGGUUUCUUCCAUUUCAAAAUGCCAGAAUGAUUGGAAACAUUUCAGUGCAUCCGAGGAACCGCCAUAUCAAUACCAAUUAAUCACAGAUGAUCAAAUGAUACCACUUCUAGAGCAGCUAUAUGGUGGGGUCCCACAAGUGAUAAAGGCUUUUGAAUCCUUGCCACUUCCAAUUCUUAAAGCAGACUUUUUCAGAUACUUGAUCCUUUAUGCAAGAGGUGGUAUAUAUUCUGACAUGGAUACGUUCCCAUUAAAGCCAUUGUCGUCAUGGCCAUCGACUUCUCAGUCCUACUUUUCUAGUUUAAAGAAUCCACAAAGGUAUAGAAAUUCCUUGGACAACCUUGAAACGCUAGAAGCUUCAGAACCUGGCUUUGUCAUUGGUAUCGAGGCUGAUCCGGAUAGAAGCGAUUGGGCAGAGUGGUACGCCAGGAGAAUACAAUUCUGUCAGUGGACAAUACAAUCAAAAUCUGGCCAUCCAUUAUUGCGCGAAUUGAUCACAAAUAUCACCGCAACAACAUUGGAGAGCGUGGCAAAUGUUAAAAGCAGCAUUCCUUUAGAUGAUGCUGAAGUAUUAAAAGACAUUGCAGAUGAUUAUAAUGUCAACAUGAGGGAUAAAAAGAAGUUCAACAAAAAUUACAAACAUCAACAAAAGAAAACCGCCAAAAAUACAGAUGGUACCGAUAUUAUGAACUGGACUGGUCCAGGUAUUUUUUCAGAUGUUAUUUUCCAGUAUCUUAAUAACGUUAUCCAGAAGAAUGAUGACAUUUUAAUUUUCAAUGAUAAUCUUAAUGUUAUCAACAAACAUGGAUCCAAACAUGAUACAACUAUGAGAUUCUAUAAAGACAUUGUUAAAAAUUUACAAAACGACAAACCCUCAUUGUUCUGGGGAUUCUUUUCAUUGAUGACAGAGCCUAUUCUAGUGGACGACAUCAUGGUACUUCCGAUUACUUCUUUCUCACCAGGUAUCAGAACAAUGGGCGCUAAAGAAGACAACGACGAGAUGGCAUUUGUUAAGCAUAUUUUUGAAGGAAGUUGGAAAGACUGA